CUGUCCAGUUGCGAUCAUGAAGGAUUUAUUACCAUGACUGAAUCAACAGAAAUGCUGCCUAAAUUUGAGGGCAAGGUUCACCCCCAGCAAAUGAUCGAACAGCUGCAGCAGAACAAUCUUCAUCUAAAUCAAGGGAUUUCUUGUUUUAAAAAGCGCUGCACCUUUGUUGCUUGGAUCAGGGAGAGCAUCCACAAGAGGGAAUGUUGCUUCUUUGAAAAAGAUGUCAGAGAGGAUGUAUGCAAGUGUGGAUACUCAAAGACCGAUCAUGUGGAUGAAGCCAUCAAGCCAGAGAACUUCACAGGCGAGUCCUGGGACAGAUACAAACAUAUCCGCGAAGUGCCCACUGAUGCUUUUGGAGACGUCAGUUUUGGUGGUUUGGGACAGAAGACGGGCAAGUAUGCACGAGUGUCCACAGACACCAGCUCUGAGAUCCUGUACCAGUUACUUACUGAACAGUGGAAACUUUCCCCUCCCAACCUGCUGAUCUCAGUGACCGGAGGAGCCAAGAACUUCUAUCUGAAGGCUCGUCUCAAGAACAUGUUCCACAGAGGUCUUAUCAAAGUGGCCCAGACAACAGGUGCGUGGAUCAUCACCGGUGGUACGCACACAGGUGUGAUGAAGCAUGUAGGGCAGGCUGUGAGGGACUACACCCUGAGCAGCUCCAUGCAGAACCAAGUCGUGGCUAUUGGAGUAGCAACGUGGGGAGUAAUUCAUAACAGGGACACUUUGGUGCAUUCAGAGGGUUGUUUCCCAGCCCAUUAUUUGAUGGACAUCAAGGGCCAGGGCCGACUCUCCUGCCUUGAUAACAACCAUACCCACUUCCUGCUGGUGGACGAUGGGACUCAGGGACACUACGGUGUGGAGAUUGAACUGCGUAGCCGUCUGGAGAAAUGCAUCUCCGGAAAGUGUCUUGGAAACAAAGAGAAUGGCGUGACCAUCCCUGUGGUCUGUGUGGUUUUGGAUGGAGGACCAGGCACUCUAAAUACCAUCUAUAAUGCCAUGCUGAAUGGUACACCAUGUGUGAUCUUGGAGGGCUCUGGGAGAAUAGCAGAUGUGAUCGCUCAGGUGGCAGGACUGCCAAUGACCCAGGUCACUAUCACCCUCAUCCACCAGUUAAUGAAAAAAUUAUUUGGCCAAGAGUAUAAAAACUUUCCCGACAUCAGCAUCAUAGAAUGGACCAAGAAGAUUCAGGACAUCAUCAGGAUGUCUCACUUGCUGACAGUAUUCAGAGUAAGCGAGGACAAUCACAAUCAGGAUGUGGAUGUGGCUAUUCUUCAAGCACUACUCAAAGCUUCGAGGACCAGCGAGUCACUGGGAAUCGAGUGCUGGAAGAGGCAGCUGGAGCUGGCUAUAGCCUGGAACCGAGUGGACAUAGCUGAGACUGAGAUCUUCACUGAGGAGAGCCAGUGGAAGUCCAGUGACCUCCACUGGGCCAUGUUCUCAGCCCUGGUUGGCAACAAGCCUCAGUUUGUGAGUCUGCUGCUGGAGAAUGGUGUGAGUCUGAAGGAUUUCCUGCAGGACGUGGAAACUCUGUGCAAGCUCUACAAACAGAUGCCCGGCUGCUUCUUUCUCCGCAAGCUGGCCAAGCGGGUCCAUAGAUCUUGCUGCAGCGGCAAGCGAGCAUUCACCCGCAGGGUUCGAGUUCCCUCAGGGCAAGGCGAAAUGAUUACCAUGACCCACGUAUCUGAUGAAGUGCGCCACCUGCUGGGCAGUUUCACCCAGCCUCUCUACCCUCCCUCCCCCACUACAAACCAUUUCAACAUGGCUAUGGAGGAUACAUCUAUAUCACUUUCUAAAAGUGAGGCAGGUUCCCCAGCUCCACUCAGGGAGGACAAUGCUGAAGCACAGAGAGACCCAGGCAGAGACCUUUUCCUUUGGGCUGUCGUCCAGAAUAAUAAGGAGCUGGCUGAAAUUGCAUGGGAGCAGUGUAGAGACUGCAUGUCGGCUGCUCUGGCUGCCAGUAAGAUCCUGAAGAAAAUGGCAGAGGAAGGAAGUGAUGCAGACGAGGCAGAGGAAAUGCAAGAGCUCGCCAAUCACUAUGAGAAACACGCCAUUGGUGUGUUCAGUGAGUGCCACAACAGUGACGAAGGACGGGCUCAGAAGUUGUUAGUUCGUGCGUCACCGUUUUGGGGAAGGACGACGUGCCUGAGGCUGGCACUGGAGGCUGAUGCUAAAAGCUUUGUAGCUCAGUCAGGUGUUCAGGUUCUUCUGACACAGAUCUGGUGUGGUGAGCUUUCAGUGGUCAACCCUGUAUGGAGAGUCCUGAUCUGCAUGGUCUUCUUCCCACUUAUCUUCACUGGCUUUCUCGUUUUCAGACGCGAUGAAGUCAUCCAUAGAGAAACUGAGAAGAAUGAGGAGAUCCAGACUGUGGAGAAAGUGACAGGAAGUUCACUUCGAACAAAUUCUCGUGGCCCCCUGCAGCACCUGAAGCCUUUGGGUAGCUGGUCCAGACUGGUUUGCCUGUACAGCUCUCCGCAGGUCAAGUUUUACUGGAAUAUCGUGUCUUACUUCGCCUUCCUCUUCCUGUUUGCUGUGGUGCUGAUGAUCGACUUCCAGCCCACGCCCUCUGCCGGGGAGGUGCUGCUUUACAUCUGGCUGCUCUCUCUGGUGUGUGAGGAGGUCAGACAGCUGCUUCAUGAUCCUGAUGGCUUUGGGUUUCGUAAAAAAGCCAAGAAGUACAUCAACGACCUGUGGAAUAUUUUAGAUGUACUGUCCACCCUCCUUUUUAUUGUUGGCCUUGCAUGUAGGCUGACAACUGAGCUGUUCUAUGCGGGUAAAAUCUUCCUCUGCAUCGACUUUGUGGUCUUCUGCCUCCGUCUCAUGGCCAUCUUCACUAUCAGUAGAACCCUGGGACCCAAAAUCAUCAUAGUCAAGAGGAUGAUGAUGGAUAUGUUCUUCUUCAUGUUCCUGCUGAGUAUCUGGGUGGUGGCGUACGGUGUGGCCAAACAAGGCAUCCUCAUCCACAAUGACAAUCGGCUGGACUGGAUUCUCCGCGGGGCAGUUUAUGAGCCGUACCUCAUCAUAUUUGGGAAUUUCCCCACAAAUAUUGAUAAUGCUGGAUUUGACAUAAACUCCUGCAGCAUGACUGGCACCAAUCCUCUGAAGCCCAAGUGUCCUGUGCUGAAUGAAAACCAAACACCAGCCUUCCCCGAGUGGCUCACCAUCAUCAUGCUUUGUGUUUACCUGCUCUUUGCCAACAUACUGCUGCUCAACCUGCUCAUAGCUAUCUUCAACUAUACGUUCCAGGAAGUUCAGGACAACACAGACAGAAUAUGGAAGUUUCAAAGAUACGAGCUAAUUAACGAGUACCACAGUCGCCCUGCUGCCCCUCCUCCUUUAAUCAUCUUCAGCCAUCUUUACCUCUUCCUCAGGAACAUGGUGCUGUGCAGGCCCCCCAUCAUAUGCAAAGAGUUUAAGAACAAGCUUCUUCAGAUAGAGGAAGAGGAGCUGUUGUCCUGGGAGGCCUUGAUGAAGGACAGAUACCUGCUGUCCACACAGCAGCAGCAGACCCAGAGCAUGGAGCGACGCAUCCUGGACACGGCCCAAAAGGUUGGCACCAUAGCCGAUCGGCUGGAGAGGGAAGAGGAGACGAGCUCUGCUGACACGAUCAAAAGACUGGCUCGACUAGAGGAGCAGGUCGUCCAGUCAGCCAAAGCCCUGCAGUGGAUUGUGGACAGUCUGAAAUCUCAGGAAUUUGCAGCAAAAGGAGCACCAUCACUGUCAUUAACUUCAACAGACGAGUCCCACGACACUUUGAGAAAUACGUCAGAGAAAGAGGAUGUGUCCCACGUGAACGCUCGUCAAUUUCACUACCCAAACAGCAAAGUCACACGCUUCCCAGUGCCUGAGGAGAUGGUGCCAUGGAAGGUCAACUUCAGCUCAUACAUGCCGUCUUAUUACGCAUCUGAAGACGGUGGGGACCAUGUGGAUGGAUCAGAAUCAGAAGCUUUAGAUAAUUACAGAAACCCAAAAGGGAGGACGGGCAUCACGGGACGAGGUGCACUAAGCCACCUUGGUCCAAAUCUGAAUGUAGACCUUGUGCUUACACGCUGGCAGGACAGCAAGAGAUCUGUUUUGGAGUACCUGGCAGUUUGGGACGAGAGCCAAGGAAACAUGGCUUUACCUGGGGGACCCGUCCAAUCUGCUGACAACUUGCCAGUGACUCUUAAGAGAACCAUGGGGAAGAAGCUGUAUGAAAAAUUAAAUGCAAAAGUAUCAAAGGGAACAAAGGUGUUUGAGGGUUAUGUAGAUGACUGCAGGAACACAGAUAAUGCCUGGGUGGAAACCACCGUCCUAAACAUUCACCUGGAAAGGACGAGCCGGACGAUGGAAGAUAUCAACAAUAUGGUGGUGAGCAGCCAUGGCGCUCUACAGUGGCAGAAGGUGAGUGGCAAUACCAGACUUGGCUCGAACCAAAGAGACUCUCUGCGGAAGGUCGCUGAGCUGCACAACAGGAAGUUCUGAUGUUGACACUGCUGUAGCUGUAAACGUGCCUCCCUGUCCACAGGUUUUCUUCUGACUGUUCAUAUGGUCUUUUUUUAAGGCUCACAUAUUCUGCUGCACUGAAAGCACUUGUGAAAAAAGACAAGACACUAUAAAGCCAUAAUGUAUGCUGCUGUGGAUUAUUUUUCAGCUAUUUGCACAAAUGUCAUAGGCCAGUAAACUAAGUGUUUCGCCUGCACACUGUGCUGUACACUUCAUACAUGUGUUAGCAUUCAUAUGUGUUCACUGAAAUAAAGUCCAAAGUAACUAAUUUACUCAAAUACGGUACAAUUUUGAGGUAGCUGUACUUUACUGGAGUAUUUCCAUUUUAUGCCACUUCAUACUUCAUCACUACAUUUCAGAGGCAAAUAUUGUACUUUUUACUUCGCUACAUUUAUCUGACAGCACAGUUUGUAGUUACUUUUUUCAUGCAAAACAUACAAAUGCAAAUCAUUAUCAGUUAUCAACAGAAAUCAUGAAAUGUGACGUUCACAAAACAUACAAAGGCAAAUAAUCAUCUUACUGUAUAUAAAAUGAUGACACUUACAAGGUAAUGCAUCAAUAAUAACACAAUAAUGUGACUUACAGUAUAUAAUAAUAUCAUCUUCUGAAAGGGACCGUACUGCAUAAUAAGGAUGUGAUAUAUUUUGCUGAUAAUACUUUUGUACUUUUAUUUGAAUGCAGGAGUUACUUUAUUGCUAGUGAAACUACUUUGAAUUUAUGGUAGGCCACUGCUGCUGUAAUUGAAGUAAAGGUUCUUCUGAGUACUUCUUCCACCACUGAAAUACUUUAUCUGCUCAAUUUUCCUGUAUGUCAAGGUAUCUGUGUAUGUUGCAGUUUAUUUCACAUGUGACCUUUACAUAUUCAAUCACUCAUGGCCUUCAUAAUUAUUAAAAAAGCUACCAAAAUUGAA
Messenger RNA from Siniperca chuatsi (mandarin fish), 5395 nucleotides. It is a transcript of the gene trpm2, whose product is annotated as transient receptor potential cation channel, subfamily M, member 2. Lineage: Eukaryota; Metazoa; Chordata; Actinopteri; Centrarchiformes; Sinipercidae. The coding region runs from base 34 to 4464 and encodes 1476 amino acids. The record is from RefSeq and is a predicted model, not a curated record. Gene Ontology annotation, cellular component: membrane. Gene Ontology annotation, biological process: calcium ion transmembrane transport. The transcript is spliced from 34 exons. Gene Ontology annotation, molecular function: ligand-gated calcium channel activity.